AUGGCUAAGACCCGAGGAGGCUCUACCUCAGCUCCCCAGAGCAGUCAUAGAGCUGCCUCUGUGCGGGCCCCGCUGGAUGCACCCCCAUAUUUACCUGAUUUUUCCCCCCAGAGCAGAUACUAUACGAGGAGAACAGCUGCCACACCUGUGGCCCCUACUCAGAUUCCAGCUAGGCGUCCUCCUACAAAGAAGGCCAAGACUUCAGAGCCAGGAGAGUCCUCCAGAGCAGCUCGAGAUUCCCAGUCUCAGCCUCUUCCCACCAGACGCCCUAUCCUCGCCAGCUCGCCCAUUGAGGGUAACUCAGAUUACCGAGCGAGAGCAUUCCAUGAGAAGGCAUAUUUUGAUCACUAUGUUUUGCGACAACAGCCUGAGUUGGGGGAUUCAUACCGCCUACUUGAGAGACAGAUUGCUGAGGCCUCCCAUAUCCCUUAUGCACCAGCAGAUCUAGCUGCAUUUAGACGUUGGGCCCCACUUUCUGAGUGGGACAUGCAUUCCCUAGAACUUCCCGAGCCAAGGGAAAUUCCUCCACAACCCUUACCAUCUAUAUUUGCUCCGUCCACUUCAACUCUUUCGGAGUCCGUACCAGAGGCAGCAUCGUCUGAUGCCCCACCUGCUAUUCCUCCUACCCCAGAGCCGCCCAUUACUAUCCCUAGUGCAGAGUAUCGUGACUUGAUCGCUUCUUUCCAGACUCUGACCACUACUCAGAAGGCCAUUAUGGAGAGGAUGGACCACUUCCAGCUUCGGCAGGACCAGCAGACUCUCAUUCUCCAGCCUUUUGCUUCAGCUGAUGAUUUUGAUCCAGCUGAUGAUGCUACACCUGUAGCAGUACCUUCCACACCACCUCCCUUCAUUUCGGCCAUGGCAAAGACCAGAGGAGGCCUUUCCGCCUCCCCAUCAUCACCGACGCCUCGACCACAGCAAGCCACCAUGGGAGGCGCCGCUUCGCCACCUGUUCAGGCCCCGGCCAUUUCCCCAUCUGAGAGGGGAACCCCUUCUCAGCGCUGA
Vitis vinifera (wine grape) is the source of this 1005-nucleotide messenger RNA. RefSeq names its product SH3 domain-containing protein C23A1.17. The record is from RefSeq and is a predicted model, not a curated record. The transcript is spliced from 5 exons. The coding region runs from base 1 to 1005 and encodes 334 amino acids. Lineage: Eukaryota; Viridiplantae; Streptophyta; Magnoliopsida; Vitales; Vitaceae.